Molecule: messenger RNA, 3069 nt
Organism: Sebastes umbrosus (honeycomb rockfish)
Lineage: Eukaryota; Metazoa; Chordata; Actinopteri; Perciformes; Sebastidae
Gene: gsna
Product: gelsolin a
Exons: 17
Coding region: 171-2390 (739 amino acids)
Biological process (GO): actin filament severing; actin polymerization or depolymerization; barbed-end actin filament capping
Cellular component (GO): cytoplasm; actin cytoskeleton
Molecular function (GO): actin filament binding; phosphatidylinositol-4,5-bisphosphate binding
Source: RefSeq, a predicted model, not a curated record
UGCAACAGCAGCCGUUCCAGGGGAGUGUCAUAACGGGGAGUGUCCCGGGCCAGUAGCACAAACAGCGGACUCGACGCCUCUCUGCUCCCGCUGCAGCUCCAAGCGCCCACCGGUCUACUACACCUACACCUUCCUUCCUUCCGUCAGCGAUCACAACCUAUUCAGGCAGGAUGGCAGUGCAACAUCCAGAGUUCAACCGGGCCGGACAGAAGCCGGGCCUCCAGGUGUGGAGGGUGGAGAGCUUUGACCUGGUGCCCGUCCCCGAGAACCUGUACGGGGGAUUCUACACCGGAGACGCCUACCUCAUCCUCAACACCAUCAAACAACGCUCCGGAAACCUGCAGUACGACCUCCACUUCUGGCUGGGUGAUUUCUGCACCCAGGAUGAGAGAGGCUCGGCGGCAAUCUUUACAGUCCAAAUGGACGACUUCCUGGGGGGAAAACCCAUCCAGUACCGCGAGGUCCAGGGAUACGAGUCUAAAACAUUUCUUGGCUACUUCAAGUCUGGACUCAAAUACAUGAAAGGAGGCGUGGCGUCUGGGUUCAAGCACGUCGUCACUAACGAGGUGGUCAUGCAGCGGCUGCUCCAGGUCAAAGGUCGCCGUUCUGUCCGGGCAACGGAGGUGGCGGUCAACUGGGAGAGCUUCAACCAGGGAGACUGUUUCAUUCUGGAUCUGGGAGCUGAGAUUUACCAGUGGUGCGGUUCCCAGAGCAACCGCUUCGAGAAGCUGAAGGCUACUCAGGUUGCCAAGGGUAUCCGUGACAACGAGCGCAGUGGGAGGGCCCGAGUCUAUGUCUGUGAUGAGGGCGUAGAGAGGGAGAAGAUGAUAGAGGUGUUGGGCCCUAAACCAGAUCUGCCUGAAGGAGCCUCUGAUGACAUCAAAGCUGAUGCUUCAAACAGGAAGAUGGCCAAACUCUACAAGGUGUCCAACGCCAGCGGAGGCAUGACCAUCGCGCUGGUGGCAGCAGAGAACCCGUUCGCCCAGAGCGCCCUGGAAUCCGGCGACUGCUUCAUUCUGGACCACGGCUCCGACGGCAAGAUCUUCGUCUGGAAAGGCAAAGACGCCAACAUGGACGAGCGAAAGGAAGCGAUGAAAGCAGCAGACGAGUUCAUCAAGAAGAUGGGUUACCCCAAACACACUCAGGUCCAGAUCCUGCCAGAGAUGGGCGAGACGCCGCUCUUCAAGCAGUUCUUCAAAAACUGGCGGGACAGAGAUCAGACAGUGGGCAUGGGCGUGGCCUACAUCGCCAACAGCAUCGCCAAGAUCGAGAAGGUGGACUUCGACGCAUCCACCCUGCACGACUCCCCCGCCAUGGCUGCCCAGCACGGCAUGGUGGAUGACGGCAGCGGAGAGAAACAGAUCUGGCGUAUCGAGGCGUCCGAAAAGGUACCGGUGGAUGCGUCCACACAUGGACAGUUCUACGGAGGAGACAGCUACAUCAUCCUUUACAACUACAGCCACGGAGGACGUCGGGGACACAUUAUCUACAUGUGGCAAGGCGCAGACUCCAGUCAGGAUGAAAUCGGGGCCUGUGCGAUCCUCGGCUCCCAGCUGGAUGACGAGCUCGGCGGUGGGCCUGUGCAGGUUGUUGGUGCUCCUAUAACCACUCAGGUGAGGGUGGUGCAGGGGAAAGAGCCGGCCCAUCUGAUGAGUCUGUUUGGAGGACAGCCCAUGGUGGUGUACAAGGGAGGAACGUCCAGAGACGGAGGUCAGUCCGCUCCCGCAGACACUCGACUCUUCCAGGUUCGCUCCAACUCUGCAGGACACACCAGAGCUGUGGAGCUUGACGCAGCGUCAUCCAACCUGAACUCCAACGACGCUUUUAUUCUGGUGACGCCCGGAGGCUCCUUCCUGUGGGUGGGAGUGGGUGCCAGUGACACAGAGAAGCAGGGAGCCCAGCAGCUGUGUGACAUCCUGGGAGUGUCGGCCUCUGAGAUGUCUGAGGGAGGAGAGACCGAUCAAUUCUGGGAGUCUCUGGGAGGAAAGACGGAAUACCGCACUUCUACCAGACUCAAGGACAAGAUGGACGCACACCCACCCAGACUCUUCGCCUGCUCCAAUAAGACUGGAAACUUCAUCAUUGAGGAGGUGCCCGGGGAGUUGACCCAGGACGACCUCGCCACCGAUGAUGUCAUGAUCCUGGACACCUGGGAUCAGGUGUUCGUCUGGAUCGGAAAUGAAGCCCAAGAGGAGGAGAAGACUGAAGCGAUGGUGUCUGCGGUCCGUUACAUCGAGACAGAUCCGGCCAACAGAGAUCCCAGGACGCCCAUCGUCAAGAUCAAGCAGACCUUCGAGCCGCCCACCUUCACCGGCUGGUUCCUGGGCUGGGACCACGAGUACUGGACCAGCGACCCCCUGGAGCGCGCCAUGGCUGAACUGGCCCUGUGAGAUCUCACUUGAUCCUCCAUCCCUCCCUCCCUCCCAAUCAGCCCUGACCUUUGACCCCUCUGCUCCGCCGCAAGCACUGAGCUCCAAUCAUAAGACUGUUUUAGCUGCCAAUGCGCCCAGAAAACUUUUUUUUACUUUUUGUUGUGUUUGUUGUGAAGGAUACAGGUCGAUGAAGCGGUGUUUUAAUUCACGUUGUGUCAACCAAUAGCGAUAGAGCUUUAACAGUUACACAGGCUUCCUGUAGGGUUUGCACUAAAUGCAGUUUUAUUGAAGAUAAUUUUUCACUUUUAUUUUAUAUGUCGACAAAAAAAACCCGUUCACUAGUGAAAUAAAGAGUCCUGGUGUGCCGCAACAUCAGAAAACUCACUGCCAAGAAAACACCGCUUAUAAAAAAGCAAUACAACCGAUGCCUUAAUAUUCUUUCCUCUAGUUUACAGUUGAAAAAAGGUACUGUUCCAGUUUAAGGAUGCCUUUAUAGAUAAGUUUAGAUGCCUCUUAUGAUAUUUAUUUUUUAUUAAAUGUCACAGAUUCAUGCCUAGGAAAGCUUGUGUGAUGCUGCAAUAGCAAACUUUGAAUGGGGAACCAACGCUUUGCUGCUUUACAAACCAAUUACGUCUUCUGUGACACUUUCUAAGGUUUCCCUUGUUAUAAUUUCAAUAAAACCAAAUAAAACAUGUCA